AUGAAUGACGCGCCGGAGACGUCGACGCCCGACGCGCCGUCGGAGGUCGAGAAGCUGCGGAGCCGCGUGGCGGAGCUCGAGCUGCGCCUCGCGCCGGGUGCCGCGGCGCCCGUCGACGCCCUGGGCGGGGCCGCCUGGACGUCGCUGGUCAUCUUCGGCGCCGACGGCAACCUGGCGACGAAGAAGACCUACCCGACGCUCUUCGCGCUCUGGCGCAAGCGGCUGCUGCCGCCGGACGUCGUUAUUUUAGGCUACGCGCGCGCGGACCUGACCGUCGACGACUUCCGGAAGCGCGUCUACCGGGCCAUCUACGACAGCGCCCACGCGCAGCGCGAGCGCGCGUCCUUCCUCGAGCGCUGCGCCUACGUGGCCGGCCAGUUCGACGACGCGGCCCACGCCGCGCCGGGCGCGCGGGGCCGCGGCGGCGCCGCCGCCCGCGUGCGCGUCUACUACAUGGCCGUGCCGCCCUUCCUCUACGGGCCCAUCUGCCGGUCGCUCCGCGGCGGCGGGCUCCGGGGCGGCGGCACCGCGGACCGCUUCGUCUUAGAAAAGCCCUUCGGCCGCGACGCCGCGUCCUGCCGGGCGCUCUGCGCGGAGCUCGGCGCGCUCCUCCGCGAGGACGAGGCCUACCGCAUCGACCACUACCUGGGCAAGGAGCUCGUCAUGAACGUGCUCGUGCUGAGAUUCGCGAACGUCUGCUUCGAGGGCAUCUGGGACCGGACCAAGGUCGCGCGCGUCGACAUCUGCUGCUUCGAGACCAUCUCGACGCUCGGCCGCGGCGGCUACUUCGACGCCUACGGCAUCAUCCGCGACGUGCUCCAGAACCACCUCGCGCAGAUCCUCGCGCUCGUCGGGGCAGGAAAAGAGAGCGAAAUUCCCAAAGGCUCCUAUCUCGGCCGCGCUCGUCGGCAUGGAGCAGCCGCUGUCGAGGUGCGCAUCCGCUUCCACGCCGUCGCCGGCGCCGUCGCCGACGUCGGCGACGCCGCGCCGAACGAGCUCGUCGUCCGCGUGCAGCCCGACGAGUGCAUCUACUGGCGCGUCAUGAACCGCGUGCCCGGCCUCCACACGUCCCUGAAGCUCGAGCCCCGGCGCAUGAACCUGCUCUACACGCCGUCGGAGUCGCGCGACAUGCCCGACGCGUACGAGCGGCUCCUGCUCGAGGUGCUCCGCGGCGACGCGACGAACUUCGUCGGCGUCGACGAGCUCGACGCGGCCUGGGCCGUCUUCUCGCCGGCCCUCGCCGCCCUCGCGGCGCGCACGGCGAAGCCCGAGCGCUACGCCUUCGGCUCCCGGGGGCCCUCCGCCCCGAGCUUGGACGCCGCGUAG
Messenger RNA from Aureococcus anophagefferens, 1326 nucleotides. RefSeq lists its product as hypothetical. The transcript is spliced from 6 exons. NCBI's taxonomy places the organism in Eukaryota, Pelagophyceae, Pelagomonadales, Pelagomonadaceae. Gene Ontology annotation, molecular function: NADP binding; glucose-6-phosphate dehydrogenase activity. Gene Ontology annotation, biological process: glucose metabolic process; pentose-phosphate shunt, oxidative branch. The record is from RefSeq and is a predicted model, not a curated record. The coding region runs from base 1 to 1326 and encodes 441 amino acids.